Alternaria atra is the source of this 1182-nucleotide messenger RNA. RefSeq lists its product as uncharacterized. The coding region runs from base 1 to 1182 and encodes 393 amino acids. The record is from RefSeq and is a predicted model, not a curated record. Lineage: Eukaryota; Fungi; Ascomycota; Dothideomycetes; Pleosporales; Pleosporaceae. The transcript has a single exon.
AUGAAGCAUGCAUGCGCGAGACUCAUUACCAAUCCUCAACGGAAGGCCGUAUUAUCUCAUUACAAUAAGUCUAUCAGAUGCUUGGUCGAUCGCAUGAGCGAAACAACUUACUCGCCUGAGCUUGGCCUCGUCAUCUGUCUGCUUUUUGUUUGCAUUGAGUUCCUGCAAGGGAACUACCACACUGGCCUGACCCACUUGAGGAAUGGCUUCAGACUGAUAUCUGCGCGCCGGCGGGGUCUGACAGUGUACCAUAAUCUGUCACCAGGCCUUGGUCCUCCUCAGGUAGUACCGAGCGGCUCAAACUGUACACUAAACUCGAUCGAAGAGACGUUGAUACCCAUCUUCACCCGCGGCAUGGCGCAAGCUUUGUUACAUACACUCGGGAUUCAAGAUGAUCUGGGGGUACCGAACCUGAUGCCAGCGAUGUACUGUCAAAGUCGAUUCAAGAACCUUUCCGAAGCGCAACAGGUCUACUUCGAGCUCCGAAACGCUUCCAUAGUUCAUCUGCAUAACAUGGGACUGAAGUUCCUCUUCCAACAGAAGCCCAGCGUUGAAGCUUACCAAGAACGGGACAAUCUACUGGCGUGUCAUCACAUAUGGUACGAGAGCAUGCGACGCUUUGAACUCGAGAAUAAACUCGCGAAUGAGGAGACUGUUGCCGCGAGCGCUCUCAAAGCUUGGUAUCAUAGCACUUUCGUCUGUGUCUCGUGUUCAGCAACAGUGGUCGAAAAGACAUACGAUUCGUAUCUGGACCACUUCAAGAAGAUAGUACAUUACACGCAAAUAGUCAUCGAUUCAACACCCCCUGCGAACAACAACAUAGCCCACUUUACCUUUGAUAUAGCUAUAAUUCCACCGCUGUAUUUUGUUGCAACACGGUGUCGUUGUCCCACCACUCGACGAGAAGCAAUAGCCCUUCUGGAACGCGAUCCCCCACGCGAAGGUCUUUGGGACGCGCGGCAGCACGUUGUAGUGUCCAAACGAGUGGUCGAAUUGGAAGAAGCCGACGUUGACCCCGGUACCGGCUGGCCGGUCGAGGAGACAAGGCUAUGGAAUUGCGUCGUCAAGGCUGGAAUGGACCAUAACGGUGGGUUCUGGGUGGAGUUCACUCCGGCACGAUGGAUCGGGCUACUAGACGCGAACGGGCAGCGAAAAAUAAUGUACGAGUAUUUCGUCCUAUGA